Molecule: messenger RNA, 1341 nt
Organism: Lindgomyces ingoldianus
Lineage: Eukaryota; Fungi; Ascomycota; Dothideomycetes; Pleosporales; Lindgomycetaceae
Exons: 2
Coding region: 1-1341 (446 amino acids)
Source: RefSeq, a predicted model, not a curated record
AUGGGGCGUCUUUUUGUUCCCACGGGCGAAGGACAACACCCCCUCGUCCCUCGAACCCCUGAGCCCCUUCCCGCACACUCUGUCCAUCUUAGUGUAUGUUGUUUACUAUCCGGUAUAUGGACAGCUGGGUGCUCCAUCUUCGGAAGGGCUCGACCAGGCACCUUCCUACGAACGUCGGCCUCUGUUACCGCCGGGUUCGUCCUCUGGGAUAUCACAAAAACCUAUUCAGCACGGCAACUCUUCCUUCCCGCACUGAAAAAUGCUGGCAUUGAGAAGCCGAAAGCGUGGAAAUUAUGGGAGAAUAAUGGCAAGUUUACAUUGGACGAUGCGGCUUUAGGGGGAGGUGUCCUCGGUCUCAUCUGUGCCUUGCGGCCAACUGCAUUCCCGGGGGUCAGGGGUUGGCAGCGCUUUUUAGGAGCAGCAUCUGUUGGCUGGGCUUUUGGCGGAACUAGUGCGGGAUAUUAUUUUCGUGCUAGCCAGCAUUUUCAGAUGGCCCUUGCAGUAACACAUUAUCAAGAGCUCCAGGAAGCAGUCACCCUGCAAGUCUUAGCCAAUGACGACAAGUUCGUAGCGUCACUUACGAAGGUAGGAAGAUGGUAUCUCAAGUACCUCACAUGGAACACCUCACAUAUGGGGCAUCAGCAGCACAGCCAACCACAGCAACUAGCAGGACCCUUCUGGCUGUUGACAUUUGAAGAUGGUGCUUCGCUGAUGGGAUGUGACCAUGACGGUCGAGCUCGAAGCUACCAAUGGAAUACCGAUAACAAUGCCCUUGACGCCCUCCAAGAUCGGAUCAGCGAGCUUAGAGCACUACGACAGCAGUAUGCGAUCGAGCUUGAGUAUGUCCAGCAAGUGCUAGCGAAAAAGGAAUACGACUUCUUUCAAAUGACCACUGAAGACUUUGCAAAAGACGUCCUUCGCCGGGAACUGCAACUCCUUAACGGCCUGUCAGAGACCCUCUUUCUCCAAAGAUCACUGUUCGAAUUCCAUAUCCAGGAUUCGGAGAAGUUAUACAACCAAAUACAGCAGAAGAAUAUGGGCUCCACUCAACCUUGGGUCCCGGCCCCAACACCCGAUCUCGAGCUCCCCGACGGCUGGCAGAACAGGCACAGUCCUCAUAUCUCGACCUUGACAAUUCGAAGGCAUUGGGAGCAAAAUAGACAGAUGGUGUCUGACGCGGAGCAAUCGGAAAGCGAUGGGCUUGUGCCUAUCCCAGAUGGAUCGCCAUCAGUGCAUGGUACUGCCCUAGAACAACAAAAGAAAAACGUUCUGGCGACGGAAAGGGUGUUAAAGGAAUUUGAAGAGCAGAUACAAAAGUCGGAUGAGCAGAAAGACUACUAA